CAGCCCAGCCCCAGAGUAUUCUGAUGAUGAAGUGGCGGAGACUGUGCUGGUCCCUCACCUGCUUCCUCACUCUACUCAGCGGGCAUCAGUCGUCCUCCCUGUCCUGCCAGGACUCCGAGUACCAGACAGAGGCGGGAGAUUGUGCUGUGUGCCCCGAGUGCCCACCGGGAGAGGAGCCCAAUCAGGAAUGUGGUUCUGGACUGGGACUGGGUACCGUGUGCCGUGCCUGCAGGCCGGGCACCUUUUCGACCAGCCUGGGACGAAGCCCCUGCCUGCCCCACGCUGGCUGUGCCCGGCUGAGGAGGGUCGAGGUGCGGGUGGGGACCACAACCAUCGAUGCUCAGUGCGGUGGCUGCAUUUCAGGGUUUUAUGACCCCAGAAGGCACCCAGACACUGAGUGCAGGCCUUGUUCUCGGGCACCAAUGGGCACACCUGGCUGUGGGGAGCCCAGCCUGGGGCGUGGGGGCCGGCAGCGCCGUAAUGUGGAGGCCGGCAUGGGGCCCGAGGUCCGCCCCUCAGAGAACGGCACCCAAGCAGAGGUUCCUGAGGAAGCCGCAGCCCAGUACGCUGUCAUCGCCAUCGUCCCCAUCUUCUGCCUGAUGGGUCUGCUGGGGAUUCUGCUCUGCAAUCUUCUCAAGAAGAAGGGCUAUCACUGCACAGCCCACAAGGACGGCGGGGAAGAGGCUGGGCUUGAGGGCAAGAACGGGGCCAACCCUGCGUACCGAAUGGAUGACCCCAACGAGGACACCAUUGGGGUCUUAGUCCGGCUGAUCACAGAGAAGAAAGAGAAUGCGGCCGCCCUGGAGGAGCUGCUGAAAGAAUACCACAGCAAACAGCUUGUGCAGACCAGCUACAAACCUUUGCCCAAGCUGACACAGGGCCCUCCACCCAUACCGCACAUCUGCCAGCACCAGCACCACCUGCACACAGUGCAAGGCCUGGCCUCCCACUCCGGGUCCAGCUGCUCACGCUGCAGCCAGAGGAAGUGGCCCGAGGUCCUGCUGUCCCCCGAGGCAGCUGCAGCCUCCGCUCCCACACCCAGUGCAUUGCCACCCCGAGGUGGCAGCAGCAAGCCCCCUCCUAAGGGGAGCCGCCCAGGGGAGAUCACCAUCCUCUCCGUGGGCAGGUUCCGUGUGGCCCGAAUCCCUGAGCAGCGGCCAAGCCCACCACCCCCAGAGGUGAAAACCAUCUCAGAAACCAGUGAGGAGGGGGAGGCGGCUGAAGCUCCUCCACCUGGGCUCCCCCCUGAGAACAGGGCCCUUCUGGGCAGUGGUGGAGGGAGACCCAAAUGGCUGAAGACCCCAGCAUCUGGGGCAACAGAGGGCAAAUCAGAGGAAAAUCGAUACGUGGUCAGACUGAGUGAGUCCAACUUGGUCAUCUGAAGGUGCCCUUAUGAUCUGCUCAGGCCCAGGGCCCUGUGAGACAUUGGAGCCUGGGAGUUGGCAGCAACCAGAGGCCCCGGGGGGCUGUCCUCCAGGCCCCUACACCCUGGGCAGCCCCAGUGAGCUCUGGGAAGUGGGCAGUGGCAGGGGAGAGAGCUCACUUAAGCCUGAGCUACCACAGGCAGCUUAUUUUAAAGGAAAAGAGGAUCUUGUCCAGGGAAGAGAGGGAAGGAGAUGGCCAUACUUGAUGAGGAGUGGGCUGCCCUGUCUCCUUACCCUGUUCCUGCCCCCCCACCCCCCAUCCCAGCAUCUUCUCCAUGCUAGCAGCAAGUCCCUUCCUGGUCAUCUGGUCUUUCCCUUGCUCUGGACAGGACACCCAACCCAGCUUCCUGGGUCCUCAAAGAUGACAUAAUUCACACCCAAGUGGGGAUCUCCUGCCCAAUGCUUCAUAGAUGGGACAUCUAGCCCCAAGUAAGGGUCCCUUCCCUGGUGACCCAUAGAUAGGAUCUAUCUAUCCAUCCAUCCCCAUGCAGGGGUUUCCAGGAAAAGCAAAGGGCUCAGCCACAUCUUCAUCUCCCCUAUACUUCAUCUUAUCACUCCUUGGCCCAGGAAGUGGCAGUCAGGAAAUAUAGGGGGAAGAAUAAAUGGUGGGGGUCCACUGUCACAGGAUGUUAGAGCUAGGAUCAUCAAAUCCAGUCACUGGGUAAGUGAGAAGAUGGGCCCAGAGAGAAGAAAUCUUCCAAAGGUCACAGUGAGUUUGGCAGAGCCAGGACCAGAACUUGGGUCUCCUGACUCCCCGGCCAAAGGCCCUUUCCAUUGCCCUAUAGUCAUGGGGAAAGAGGUCCUACCCACCAUGCCUCCUCUUCCCUCCCCCAUCCCCCCACUCCCCAGCACCUGGUCUUAGUCUUCAAGAUGGGGCUUGUCCAUGGGAAGAGAUUUUGGUGGGGUUUAGAUGGGAGAUCUGAGGAGAAGGGACUUAGCGUUUGGGCUCACAUCCCAAACUCUGAUCCUUUACCUCUCUGUUCCUCAGUUUCCCCACCUGUAAAAUGAGAGGUUUCUUCCAGUUCUAAGUCUCUGAUCCUAUGACCACUCCCGGCCAUGGGGCUUGUGGUAGAAGUCUAGUUUAGUCCCUGAGGCUGCUGGGAGGGGAGGCAGCCACGGAGCAGAAGGAACUCUCAGGAGACCUGGGUUCUGGGUCCGGUUUUGCCUCCCUUAAUUUGUGUGGGCCUGUUUACUCCUGUGAAAUGAAGGGCUGGACUUGGUGGUUUUUAAAAAGACCCCUCCAGCUUUGACAUUUUGAACCUAACCCGCUGUCUGUCCACAUCAUACAUUUUACCUCUGAGCUCCCAUUUGCCAACUCCUGCUCUGCUCACUGAGCCACAAACCCCCACCCAUAUCUGGAAAGGAAAAAAUGUGACUUAGGGUGGCACUUGAGAGGUUUCCCCUGCAUUUCCCUUGGAAGGCGACCCCUCAUUGUUCCUAGUAGGACCCACAAUGCCCACUCUCCCCAGUAGAGCAGGCAGAGGUUUGCUUCUCUCUGCUUGGGGGCAGGGGCAAUUUGGGGUCCAUACGGUAUAGCUCAGCUCCCUCCCCUUCCUCUCCCUCAAGGGGGAUCAAUAGCUCUAUUAGAUUCCCCAGCUCGCUGCUCUUCCCCCUACUCCCCACCAACCCAACCCAGGGCCUUGCUUCUGCACGAGGAAGGGGGGUGCCUUAAUGCAUGUCAAGCAGCCCCCUCCACCCCGCCCCCCAGGGGUGAAUGGCUGUUUUUAAAUUUAAAAACCAAACUUGUUCUGUGUUGUCAGCUGUAGUUUGGGGGCCCCUGUCCUACCAUGGCCCAUUUUCUCCUCCCUUCCCCUAAAAUAAGUGCUUUAGAAUCCCCAUGGCUCAAAGCCCUGGCCAGUGCAGUCGUAAGGGAAGAUGUGGGCUCUAGGUGCUGACCACCCCAGUUAUGACACCCCUGGCUACACCUUGUCAACUUUCCCUGGGCCCCUGACUUGCUUUCUCUCUGUCCAGUUUGAUCUGUUGUGUUCUCUGUUUGCUCCCAGGAGAGAAGUAUGGGUGAUCCAGGCAGCGUCUGGCACCCAUCCGUCCCGUCUAUUUAUGUGGGUGCUGUGCGGGUCACGGCCCCUGCUGUCACCUCCCCUCCCCUGGUGGGGGGUUGGGCCCUGAAGUUUGGUAACUCUUAUUUAUUGAAUUUGAGUCUUUCCUGUCUCCUGUCUACCCCUCUUACGCAUCCUCAUCCCCAGUUUCUUUAAGUUGGAUAAUAAAAAUAUUAGAAAGUG
Trichosurus vulpecula (common brushtail) is the source of this 3664-nucleotide messenger RNA. It is a transcript of the gene RELT, whose product is annotated as RELT TNF receptor. The record is from RefSeq and is a predicted model, not a curated record. Bases 24 to 1382 code for a protein of 452 amino acids. Lineage: Eukaryota; Metazoa; Chordata; Mammalia; Diprotodontia; Phalangeridae. Gene Ontology annotation, biological process: apoptotic process. The transcript has 11 exons. Gene Ontology annotation, molecular function: protein binding.